AUGACAGGCCCUCUAACUUCUCUUUUAUACAGACUCAACAGGCAGCUUAGAGAGCUCAGCGAAUUGCUUAUUGGGGCGACUUUCGAUCCAUAUCGUGACAUUGUGCUGGUCACUGGGGGCUGCGGUGGAUUGGGAAAAGAGCUGGUACUGGUGUUCACCAGGGCCCAUGCCCCCGUCGUGGUAUUCGACGUGAACCUCCCAGAGCCAGAAGACAGGGUUCCUGGUGUUCACUAUUACGUGUGCGAUGUGAGCGAUCGCAAAGAUGUGCUGUUGAAAAGUGCACAGGUUGCUGAAGAAGUGGGAACAAUUACUAUCUUGAUCAAUAAUGCGGGAAUCACCACAGGCAAAACCGUACUUGACCUCAGUUUUGAGGAAAUUGAAAAGACAAUCGAGGUCAACUUGUUGUCCAGCUUUUAUACCAUCAAAGCGUUCCUUCCAUCCAUGCUCAAGGUGAAGAGAGGAUACAUUGUCACAGUGGCAUCCACCUUGGGAUACAUGUCACCUGCGCGUCUUAGUGUUUAUGGGGCCACCAAGUCUGGUCUCAUUGCUCUGCAUGAGUCACUUACCUACGAAUUGGGCCCUCCUUCGUUUAACACAACCGGUGUCAAGACUUUGCUCAUUUGUCCUGGCCAGUUGAAAACCAGAAUGUUUGAAGGAGUCAGAACGCCGCACACCCUGCUAGCACCGGAACUAGAGCCCAAGGAUGUGUCUAAAGCCAUUUUCAGCGCCAUCGAGUUGGGUAAAAGAGGUGAGAUCAAACUUCCUUUUUAUGGCAACUUCUUGCCCAUUUUCCGUGCUGUGCCAUGGCCCAUUGUCGAGGUUGCAAGGUACUUCUCCGGAAUGGACACCAGCAUGAGGAAAUUUGUGGGCAAAACAAUGGCAAUCAAGGAAUCUUCUGAGUCCGCGCUGACCAACGCAAUUUCCGAAACGGGCUCUGUUCUCUCGGGUCUCUUAGGUUCCGGCGGAUUCAGAGGUGAGGACGUGGAUCCUACGAAAGAGUUGGACAUCAUUCUAGAGUGA
This is a messenger RNA of Ogataea parapolymorpha DL-1, 1020 nucleotides long. RefSeq names its product Hydroxysteroid 17-beta dehydrogenase. Gene Ontology annotation, molecular function: oxidoreductase activity, acting on the CH-OH group of donors, NAD or NADP as acceptor. The transcript has a single exon. The record is from RefSeq and is a predicted model, not a curated record. Bases 1 to 1020 code for a protein of 339 amino acids. Lineage: Eukaryota; Fungi; Ascomycota; Pichiomycetes; Pichiales; Pichiaceae.